This is a messenger RNA of Calliphora vicina (urban bluebottle blowfly), 25364 nucleotides long. It is a transcript of the gene kis, whose product is annotated as kismet. Lineage: Eukaryota; Metazoa; Arthropoda; Insecta; Diptera; Calliphoridae. Gene Ontology annotation, biological process: chromatin remodeling; regulation of gene expression. Gene Ontology annotation, molecular function: histone binding; ATP binding; ATP hydrolysis activity. The coding region runs from base 1019 to 19270 and encodes 6083 amino acids. The record is from RefSeq and is a predicted model, not a curated record. The transcript is spliced from 18 exons. Gene Ontology annotation, cellular component: nucleus; chromatin.
CUCCGUUUUUUUGUCUUCAUCAAAAUUUGGCUAGUCGGCAAAAAGAAUAAAAAUUCUUAAAACAAAAUGGUGGUCUUUGAUGUGGUGCGUACAUUAUUUGUCUUGAGUGAUGAGUAGAAAAAUUGCAAAAACGCUGUUAAUAAGAAAAAUAAUGUCUCAUUACUAGAAAAAAAAACUUACAGUAAUUACCAAACAACAUGUCGUCGAACCCCAUUUGUUAAUUUAAAACAAUAUAACUAAAAGUAAAAUUGUUUAAAUUAACCUAAAAAUAAUAAUAAUAAAAAUACACACAAUAAAAUAUAUAAAUAUAUUACAAAGACGUUAGAAAACCUAUAAAAACAAAACUUAAAUUAAAACUAAGUAGUAAUACAUUUAAAAGCAAAACUGGCAAAUCUUGAUAUUAAACAAAAACAAAAUAAAUAAAAUAUUUGCAUGAGAAAACAACAUCAACAACAAAAAAAAAGUGUGAAAAUACAAGUUUUUCAAAUUCUUUUUUUUUCAUAAUUUGGACGUAGAAAGUUGCAAAAAAUCAUACAAUUUCAACUUCUAAACUAAAAACAAUAGCAAGCAGCCUACAUAAAAAUCUAUAAUUAUUUUAUAUAUCUUAAAAUAUAUAUAUAUUAUCUACAACAAUAACCAUAAAAAAAAGAAAAAUCAUCUCUAAAUUAUAAAUUCUAUUAUUUAUUUUAACGUGUCGUCGUGGUGUAUUUGUUUAAAUUUUAAUUUAAUAAUAAAAUAUAAAACUAAAACUUUGUAAUUUUCCUUUUACAAAAUGGACUCAAUUGAAGAGUUUUUGCAAAAGCAUUAAAGGAUUUUAAAAAUCCUUAAAAACAUCAUUGCCCCAAUUUAGUUUUUUUUUCCAAAAAAAUUAAAACAAUUUAAGAAAACAAUAAACAACAACUUGUUUUGAAUACCAUCAUCAUUUUGAAAAAUUCUAUAAAUAGAGGAAAUUUUCAAAAAGGAUUAAUUUAAACGUGAGCGAAAAAGAGAGACAUUUCAUCAACGAGUUUAACAACUGAUGGAUGGAAAUGCCCAAAAUAUGUUUCACGGAAAUCACCAAGGAGACCCCUACUAUCGCUAUGAUCCUGCCGCAGCUGCUGCCGCGGCUGCAGCAUCCCCUAGGGCCAUGGGUCCUCCCGGUGGCUAUCCCCGCCAUCGAGCCCCACAUCCGUUGCAACAGCAACCACAGUAUCCCACUUAUCAACCAGCAGCAGAUAAUAUUUAUGGUUUAAGUGCGGCCGAUCAACAUGCCGGCAUGGGUAUGGGUGAUUUAAGCGGUUGGGGUGCCGCUCCUACUGUGCCCGGUCAGGCUGGAGCCUAUCCAGGCACAGGUCUAGGAGCUUACGGUCAUCCCCAGGCUGGUCCGCCUACGCAGCAAAGGCAGUCAUCAUCACAGCCAAGUUACCGCCAACAUAUGCCCGCCUAUGGUCAACAAGAUCCCCAAAAAUUACCCUAUGCCACACAGCAGAGCAUGAUGAGUGGUUUAUUGCAACAGCCAGGCGCUAAUGUUGGCCCUGCCGGUUACGGUGCCCUAACACAACAACAACCACAGCAGCAGCAACAGACACCGACACCGCAACAACAACAACAGCAGCAGAGCCAACAAUCACGUCUGCCACAGCAUUAUCCACAGGCGCCCACACAACAUCCCCUCUAUCCGGGCGCACCGACACAAGGUCAAUCGGGUGGCUCAAGUGGAGCUGGGGUGCCUAGUGGCACACAGGGCUAUGCCCAUAGUCCCUAUGGGGCGCCAAUGCAACACCAACCCGGCCGAUCAUCACAGCAUGUUAGUUAUGGUCAUGCUGGUCUGGAGCAACCAAGUCCGUAUGGGCAACUAGUACCGGGAGGAGCAGCAACCCCCGGUGGAGUGCCCGCACAUCAUUUGGCUGCCCAACAGCAGGCUGGGCAAUUGAGUUCGCAUCCCUCGCCACACAUGGUGAGUGCGGCAGCCCAACAACAACAGCAGCAGCAAACCCCAGCUGGUAUGCAACAUGGUGUACCACCCGGUCUGGGUACACCACAGCAACAGCAGCAACAAAGUUCUGCACAUUUGCUGCAGAGUCAACAGCAACAACAACAACAGCAGCAGCAGCAACAACAGCAACAAUCCCAAAAUCAUGUUGGUCUUAUGCAGGGAUCAACACAACAUCAACAAUUGCCGCCACCGCAUGCAAUGGGAGUACCACCCACUUAUGGCGGCCAUCAUCAACAGCAGCAACCCCAACCGCAACCUCCACCAACACAGCAGCCGGUCAGCGGUGCACCUCCUUACAUGACGGCUUCGGCUAAACAUCAGGCAACAGCAUCGCCACAAUACAGGGCCCCGUUUCCUCAACUGUCUCCACAAAUGUCACCCCGUCAGCCGACCAUGUCUCCCCACCCACAAAUGUCGCCCAGACCUGGCAUGAGUCCCGCAAAACCACCUCCAUCAACACAGCAGCAACAACAGGGACCAUCGCCUCAGGCUCAACAACAGCCUCCCGUCAAUUCACCCAGUCAACAACAGCAACAACCCACACAUCACAGUAUUUCCGGUAUGGUGGGUUUAACUUCGCCCAGACAACCAACUGGCAGCAGAGGACCCGAACCGCCUAGUUCGAAGGCCAGUUCAGUUGGUGGUCCACCGGUGAACACGCUACAAGCUUUGGAGCAAAUGGUAAUGCCUGGUCAAGGCAUGUCAUCGGGACCCAUGGAUUAUCCGUCGGCCUACCGUCAAGCAGCGGCUCAGCACGGACCCAUGGGACCUCGGAUGCCGGUAUCGCCGCAACAUCAUCAGCAGUGGUCUGCACAUUUGAGCAUGCAACAGAGUCAACAGCAGGCUCCACCCAAUCCCAUGAGUGUGGGUCAAAUGACGGCGCCACCACAAAUGCCACAUCCUCAGCAGCAACAGCAGCAGCAUCAACAGCAGAUGGGCAUGUAUGGUCAACCAACGCCGCCGCAAACGCAUCAUCAGCAGCAGCAACCAACAUCACAACAGCAGCCACAACCACCAACGCAACAACAACAGACUGUAACACAACCACCAACUUCACAUGCUGGUCAUUUAGCUACACCUGCCUCUCAGACAACGCAACAGCAGCAACAGCAGCAAGUAACACCACCCCAUGUACAGCAGCAACAACAGCAGCAACAACACCAACAACAACAGCAGCAACAACAACAGCAGCAACAAUUGAGUGAGCAAUUGCAGCAUUCCAUUAACGAUAUAGUGGGUAAUACAUCAAAUGCUCAACAACAACAACAGCAGCAACAGUCCUCUCACACCUCCUCAAUGUCGCCCAUGCAUCAUCAGCCAGCAAUGUCUACGAUGCAUUUGAUGACGGCGGCCUCUGCUGCUCAUCAUCAAAUGACCCCAGAAGCUCAUCAUACACCCAGCACCCUGAUGCAGGCAAGAACAACGCCUCAAGAAACACAAGUUGCUCCAACAACACCCACAAGUCAACAUCAGCAGCAAAUUCAACAGCAUCAUGUGCAGCAGCAAUCACCUUUGCAACCUCCCUCUCACAUUCAACAACAACAGCAGCAGCAAAAACAACAAAGUCCUCAUCCCCAUCAACAGCAGCAUAGUCCUCAUCCCCAUCAACAACAGAGUCCACAUCCCCACCAACAGCAGCAGAGCCCUCAUACCCACCCACAGCAACAAUCUCCUCUUCACCCUACUCAACAACAACAGCAGCAAAGCUAUCAACAGCAGCAACAUCAACCACAAUUCAAUCCACAAGAUCCCUUCUCAACAAUGAUGCAACAACAGCAGCAACAACCCACACCAACACCACAACAACAGCAAGCUUCAUCCAUUCAACAAACUGCAGAAGCUGCAACAUCUAAUGCGGCUGCUCCAGCCACUGCCCCAUCAUCGACGAUUCCCCAACAACAUACAACACCAACUUCCGCUACCAUGUCGCCAGCUCAUGUUUCUUCUCCGCUGACAACAAUGUCUACUACACUAACAAGCUCCCAGCAACAAAACCCACUGCAGGCAACACAACAGCCACAACAACCUACAACACCCUCCACACCCACACAACAUCAUCUGAUCAGUGGAAUCCUUAAUGAAACUGCCAAUUCAAAUGAUUCUUCAACGCUCGCCGUUGCUGCCAAUGACAGCAACAACAGCAGCAGCAAUUCAUCGACCAACAGCACGGUCAACAAUCAUCCCACGUCAAUACAUGACAGCAACUCACAGAGUUCCAUUAAUAGCAACCACAAUACCCCGGCGGCUCUAAAUGCCAUGGAGUCAAGUUUAGGUGCCACCAGUGCAGCUCUGUUAAAUUCCAACUCAAAUUCUGCCACAAAUGCGGGAGUGAUUGGUGGUGGCGGCGGUAGCAAUAGUGUAGGCGGAGGUAUUUUGGAUAGCGCUGGCGCUAGUCUAUUCGAUAAUAAUUCCAUGUCUUCAAACAGUGGAGCUGUCAAUACUCAAGUAUCCGCUUCAUCUACUGCAGCGGCGGCCAUAAUGGACAGCAAUUCGCAAAGUUCGUUUAUGGGAGCUAUGGCUGGACAAGAUUUUAGAGAUGAAAAAUCAAUGGGUAAGUCCACAGAAUCUGAGGAAACACCCAUGGACAUAGCGGAGGCAGCCAUGCCACCAAACCCACAGUCUGAAACGACAAUAAACGAAGAAACUAGUGGGACAACUGAAGUGGCCACUAAAGUGACCGAAGAAGAAAAUCUAACUUUGGCCACUACACAACCACAAGCAGUUGAACAAGAAUCAUUGGAUAACACAAUAACACCAAAAGAAGUAACAACUGAUGUGACAACGCCAGAAAUAGUCACCGCAACUGAGGCCACAAAAGAGGAAAAGUUGGUCGAAACUAAAUCAGAGGAAAAAUUAGAUGCUUUAACACCAUUAAAUACUCCGCUAACGCGAACACAGACACCUACACCAACUUCAAUGCCUUUGACCACAAUAAUACCCAGUCAAACGCCAACUCCUCCAAUUGUUAGCGAUGCUCCUAUGUUGUUGGGACAAAAACCCAAUCAACCAGUUUUACAAACUUUACCUCCACGUCCCCCUCACCCAGCGAUGGGACAAACUACAACACAACUUCCCAACGCAUUGACGGGAAUGAUGCCUCCUCAUCCACCACCACCUCCUCCUCCGCAUGUUAUGCCUCCAGGACCGGGAAUGACUGCUAUGGGUUAUGAUGGCACGCCUGUUGUUCCUACAACUCCCCAGCCGACAAUAACACCCCUUGGUAUGCCACCUCAUGCCAUGAUGCCACCAUAUCCUCCACCGCCACCACCAUCACAAGGAGGUCCACAAGGUCCGCAUUUGGGUUAUCCCCCUUAUCCGAUGCUACAUCAACAGGAGAUAGCAGCUUUGCAACAGCAACUCCAGGAACUGUACUGUAUGCCACCGCAACAUGAUCAUCAAGAGAAAAUAAUGCGUUUACAAGAACGUCUUAAUAUAGUGCAACAACAUGAGAUCACCGAUCAGUGCGCGGGAGGACCUCAAUGUCUAUUGUAUCAAUCGAUGCCACCGCAAAUGUAUGGACCCCCAACCUUGCAUCAGGCUCAAAUGAUAGAAACACCACAGGUGUCGAGCACUACAGGUCGUGGAAGGGGAAAGGGCACCAACAAACCGCGCAAACCUAGAGUCAAAAAAGGAGAGAAGGGUCUUUUGGCCCCCACCAGUGAAUUGAUGGAUAUUAGUGGUAAUGUUGUUGUUCAGCAAACAUCCAUACCGCCAAAUCAACUGCCAGUAUCAGAAGACUGUGUUACACAAGGAGCCGGCGAUACUUCAGUAGUUGGUAUGUUGGAGUAUCAUGAAGGCAGUGGUGGAGAUCAUUCCCAGGAUGUACAUUCGGCUAAUGAAUUAGACACUUCAACUGAUGGAACGGGAAAGAAAAAGAAACCAAGAAAGCCUCGCACUCCCAAAGAUCCAAAUAAACCACCCAAGGAAAAGACACCAAAAGUGAGGAAGAUUAAAGGUGUACCUGUAGAAGGUCAAGAGGGUGUUGAAACAACUCCUGCCAGUGUGGGUCGUAAACGUCAGACCGGCGGAGCUCGCAAAAAGAAACUAGCUGAAGAAGCAGACAUUGAAAAACCUGCCGUUUUGGCAGAAGGCAGUGAGAAUGAAGACAACAAACCAUUGUUGGCGAAAACUCAAACAGGUGAAGGUGCCGAACCAGACACUGAAGGUGAUAAUAAACCCGAAACAACCACUAUGGAUGUGGAUGUGAAAUGUUCCACUGUGGAUGGAGAAUCCCCCGAUUACGAUGACAUACCAGUAUCGAAAAUUCCAAAAGGUGAUGAUAGUGCUGGACACCACGAGGUUGGAGAUGAAACCAUAGACUCAAUACCUGAUUCGGCUGGAGAUUCUGCUGCCACUCCCACAAGACGUACCAAGAAGCGACGAGGACGAGGAGCCAGCACCAGCAAUCAUGGUGAUGAUGGUGAGAGCAGAUCCGGACGUAGAAGAUCUCAACUUUCGGCUAAAGCCUUGAAAAAGAGACGCAAUAGAGGUCGCAUCGUCCCCGAAUCAGACGGUGAAGACGAUAAUCUACAAGCGACACCGCCACCAUCUCCACCACCCGAUAAUGAGUUGGACACCAGCAAACGUAGAUCAUCGCGUAAUACACAACGUAAAAAAUACAUUGACGAUGUCAUGCUUCGAUUCUCAGACGAUGAAACCGAAUCAUUGUUGGGCUCUUCGCCAAUGAAAAAAGAAAAGAAAUCUUCAUCUGCAGCCUCAACUUCAGCUUCGGCUGCUUUGGCCGCCUCAACCGUUAGUGGUAACUCCAGUGAUAACGAGAAAGGUGAUCAAUUAAUCUCCUCGCAACAAACGGAGGGUGGUCAGGAAUUACCAUCUACUAGCGAUGAUAAAUCGAACAAUGCUGAGGAUUUACCCGGAGGAGAAGCCACUUCUAGCACGACCUCAUCAGCCACCUUCAUUAAUGAGAAAACGGAAAAAUCUCAAGAGGCUCCACCGCCAGCUUCGGCCAAACCUAAUUAUGUGUACAUAAAUACCGGAGAUGAAGAUAGUAUGGUGGUGCAAAUUGUAUUGGCAGUGAGAAUGGGAAAACGAGAGUUGUUGCCUGAACCGCCACCAAAGCCACCAACACCUAAACCUAAAGUGGAGGAAGAAACUACCAAAUCCGAGGAAGAAAUUAAAGAAACGAAGGAAGAAAAGGAUGAUAAAGAAAUCAAAUCCGAAGAGGAUAUAGAAAAGAAGAUUGAUACAGAUGAAAAAGAGGAAACUGACACAACAAUGGGUGAAAAGAAAGAAGAAGUAAUAAGUACGGAUAAAGAUGCUACAGAACAAGAAAGUAAGGAAGAAGUGAAGAAAUCUAGCGAAGAAAUCGAAAGUUCUGAAACCAAGACUGAAGAUAAAUCAGAGACAGAAGAGAAAAUGGAAGUAGAUGAGAAACCAAGCGAAAUUAAAAUAAUUGAAGAUAAAGAUGCUUCAGAUGAAAAAGAAGAAACUAAAGAUGAAAAGGUAUCAGAGGAGAAGGAAGACGAUACAGAUGAAAAAGCAAACUCUAGUUUGGAAGUGGAAUCAGAAGAGAAGAAAACUGAAACAGAUAAAAUAACAGAAAAAGUUGCCGAAGAAAAAAUGGAAGUAGAUGAGGAAGUAGCUAAAGACAACGAGAGCGAGAAAGAAAAGAAGGAACUUGAAACUUCUGAAACAAGUGAAGACAAAGUUGAAAACAAGGAGAAAAAGGAUGAAGAAGAAAACAAAGAAAAACCAGAAACUAAGGAAGAGUCCAUGGAAAUUGACACCACGGAAGUUGAGAAAAAAUCAAGCGAUGAUAAGCCAGAUAAAGAAGAAAUUAAAGAGACAAGCUCUGAUGAAGCUAAAGAUGAGAACAAGGAUUCUAAAACCGAAGAUGAAAAGAAAACCGAAGAUAAUGGUGAUAAAACUAAACCGGAACCUGUAUAUAUAGAAGUAGAAGAAUUCUUAGUUAAAUAUCGUAAUUUCUCUUAUCUCCACUGCGAAUGGCGUACCGAGGAAGAACUUUUCAAAGGUGAUCGCCGUGUAGGAGCCAAAAUCCGUCGCUUCCAACAGAAACAAGCUCAACAAAUGAAUGUUUUCGAGAAUCUCGAAGAAGAAUAUUUCAAUCCUGACUUUGUUGAGGUAGAUCGUGUCUUAGACAUGUCCGUGCACACCGAUGAACAGACGGGCGAAACAACCAAACAUUAUUUGGUUAAAUGGAAGUCAUUGGCCUACGAAGACUGCACCUGGGAGUUGGAAGAAGAUGUCGAUAACGAUAAAAUCGACCAAUAUUCCCGUUUCAAUAAAAUACCACCCAGAAAUGAGUGGAAGGCGAAAAAGAGGCCUACGCCCGAACUAUGGAAGAAAUUAGAUAAGACCCCCGUUUACAAGGGCGGCAAUACAUUGAGACCCUACCAAUUGGAGGGCUUGAAUUGGUUGAAAUUCUCCUGGUACAAUACCCACAAUUGUAUAUUGGCUGAUGAAAUGGGUUUGGGUAAAACCAUACAAAGUUUAACAUUUGUCCACUCGGUCUAUGAGUAUGGCAUCAAGGGACCAUUCUUGGUUAUAGCACCCCUCUCCACUAUACCCAAUUGGCAGAGAGAAUUCGAAAGUUGGACAGAUAUGAAUAUUGUAGUCUAUCAUGGCUCAGUGACCAGCAAACAAAUGAUCCAGGACUAUGAAUUCUUUUACAAAACCGAAAGUGGCAAAGUUCUUAAAGAACCUAUCAAGUUUAAUGUGCUCAUUACAACCUUUGAAAUGAUUGUCACCGAUCAUAUGGAUUUGAAAAAUUUCAAUUGGCGUCUUUGUGUCAUUGAUGAGGCUCACAGAUUGAAAAAUCGUAAUUGCAAACUGUUGGACGGUUUGAGACAGCUAAAUUUGGAACACAGAGUUUUACUCUCCGGUACUCCAUUGCAAAACAAUAUGAGUGAAUUGUUCUCCCUGCUCAAUUUCCUUGAGCCGAGCCAAUUCUCUUCGGCCGAAGAAUUUAUGGCCGAAUUUGGCAGUUUGAGAACCGAAGAGGAAGUCAACAAACUACAGGCACUUUUGAAACCCAUGAUGUUGAGAAGAUUAAAGGACGAUGUCGAAAAGUCCUUGGCUCCCAAAGAAGAGACUAUUAUAGAGGUAGAGCUGACCAACAUACAAAAGAAAUACUACCGUGGUAUUUUGGAACAAAAUUUUGCCUUCUUGAAAAAGGGCACCACUUCCGCCAAUAUACCAAAUCUCAUGAACACCAUGAUGGAAUUAAGAAAAUGUUGUAUACAUCCUUAUCUGCUCAAUGGUGCUGAGGAACAAAUUCAAUACGAUUACCGCCAUCAACAUGGUGAAGAUCCAGAGUCAUACUACAAAAACAUUAUACACUCCUCGGGUAAAAUGGUAUUGAUAGACAAACUCUUGCCCAAAUUAAAGGCAAAUGGCCACAGGGUAUUGAUAUUCUCCCAGAUGGUUAAAUGUCUUGAUAUCUUGGAAGAUUAUCUGAUAUAUCGUAAAUAUCCCUUUGAACGUAUAGAUGGUCGUAUACGCGGAAAUUUGAGACAAGAAGCCAUCGAUCGUUACUCCAAGCCAGGCUCAGAUAGAUUCGUUUUCUUGCUGUGUACCAAGGCUGGUGGUCUGGGUAUUAAUCUAACUGCUGCUGACACCGUCAUCAUUUAUGAUUCCGAUUGGAAUCCGCAAAAUGAUUUACAGGCUCAGGCCCGUUGCCAUCGUAUUGGUCAACGCAAAAUGGUUAAAAUCUAUCGCUUGUUAUGUCGCAACACCUACGAACGUGAGAUGUUCGAUAAGGCCUCUUUGAAAUUGGGUCUCGAUAAGGCUGUUUUACAGUCCAUGAACACACAUGCGUCCAAGGAAGGUGGCAACAAGCAGAUGUCGAAAAAAGAAAUUGAAGAUCUGCUGAAAAAGGGUGCCUAUGGUGCUGUUAUGGAUGACGACAAUGCCGGCGACAAGUUUUGUGAAGAAGAUAUUGAUUCUAUAUUAAAACGUCGUACUCAAGUUAUAACCAUGGAACAGGAGAAGGGAUCAACCUUUUCCAAGGCUUCCUUUGCUGCUUCUGGCAAUCGUUCCGAUAUUACCAUCGAUGAUCCGGACUUUUGGACUAAAUGGGCCAAGAAAGCCGACAUCGAUCCAGAUGCCUGUGAAAAGGAUGAAACUGAAGAUUUGGUUUUGUCUGAACCGCGUCGAAGAACACAAAUUAAACGUUAUGGACAUGAAGAUGUUAUGGAACUCAAUUCGGAAGAGUCUUCAAAUGAGAAUAGUGAUGAAGAAGGCGGUAUUGGUUUGCGUUCAACACGUAGAUCACGCAAGGAGAAACGUGAAAGAUGUCGCGAAAAGAAAGCCAAUGAUGAGUAUAUACCCCGGGAAAGAGAUGCUUUGGCCGCUCUGGGACUAGAGGAGAUACACUAUGGUAACUGGGCGAAAUCUGAGUGUUUCAAAGUGGAAAAGGGUUUAUUAUCAUUUGGCUGGGGACGUUGGCCUGAAAUCUUAGACUUGGGUCAAUUUAAACGCGGUUGGCGUGAAAUUGAUGUUGAAGAUUGUGCCCGAAUAAUUCUGCUCUAUUGCUUGCAAGUGUACAAGGGUGAUGAGAAGAUAAAAACCUUUAUUUGGGAUCUAAUAACGCCCACCGAAGAUGGUGAAAUACAAAAAAUUAGCCGGGAUCAUAGUGGUCUCCAUAAUUUGGUGCCACGAGGUAGGAAUGCAAAAGGACGUAAUGGUGGUAAAACACAAAAAGAAUUAGCCGCCCAAGCUGCUGCCGAAGCAGCCGAGGCAGCUGCAGCUGCUGCGGCCGCCGCUGCUGCUGCUGCAGCCGGUCUAAAGCCAGCUAAAAAGGAAAUUGGCACCCAGGGAUUACAGAAUAUACAGGAUCCAAAUCACUGGAGUAAACAUGAAAAAUAUGAUUCUGAUUCGUAUUUGGAAGGAGCCUAUAAAAAACAUUUAAGCAGACACGCGAAUAAAGUUUUAUUGCGCGUCCGUAUGCUUUAUUAUAUACAACAUGAGGUGAUUGGAGAUCUGGUACAACAGAUUAAAGAAAAUACACCUGUCAGCGAGCUUCCUAUACGCCCUCCUACAAUGGCCGAGACAGUGCCUGCUUCUUGGUGGAAUCCUCCCUGUUGCGAUAAGAGUCUUUUGGUGGGCACUUUUAAACAUGGCUGUGAAAUGUAUCGUGUUAUGCGUUCAGAUCCUGCAUUAUGUUUUGCUGGACACGUUGGUUCGACGAACGAUGAUGUAACUGUAACCAAUUUGCCGAUAAACGAAGAAGAUGCAAAUUCGAAACAAGAUGCUGAUGUCGAAGAAAUCGAUGAUGAUGGCACCGCCACCAAAGACUCUGAUUCCACCAAAUUGACGGCGGGCGACAAAGAUAAAGACUCUUUAGAUCCUCCCGAACGUCCCAGUUCUUCGGGUAAGAAUAAAAAAUUGGCGAAAAAGGCAACCGCUGACGAUACAGUUGCAGUCAAUGAUAACGACAAGGCUGAGGAGAAUAAGAAGGCUGUAGAUGAAGAUGCCAAGGGAAAGGAAAAAUCAGAAGCUAGCGAAGACAUUGCAGAAGAGGAUUGCAAAGAAAAGAAGAAUAUCACUGAUAAUAAGGGAAAUGAUGAUGUCAGUGAAAAAGAAAAAGAUAAAUCUUCUGCUGUAUCAACUUCUGAUGUUUCCGAAAGCAAACUGGAGAAAAUGGAUGAGGAUAGCGAAACGGCGUCUGCUGUCGUUGUGGAUAAAUCUGAGGCAGAUGCCACCACAACCGACAAUAGUAAUGACACAACAGCAGCCGCUGUAACCGAUUCCAAUUCGAUGGAUGCUACAGUUUCCGAAUCUGGUGCUACAACUACAGCUGGUGCGGAUUCUCCUACAGCCAGCACAUCGACUGAAACUGUUAACGUUGAGGAAGCUUCUUCAAAUUCGGCCUCUAAUACGGCCACAAAUACAUGUACUACCACCACCAUCACCUCAACUACCACUACUACCAAUUUAACAACUACCACUACAUCCACCACCACAUCUUCUACUACCACCACCUCAGCUACCACCAAUUCAUCUUCAAACGAACAAACGCAAAAUGAUACUGUUAAUACCACAACCUCAUGUUUAGGCCUGGACGAAGAAGAAAGUGGUGCUGGCUCAUAUCCACCCACACAAGCGCCCAUUGAUGAUAAUUCCGCCACACUGUGGCCCUCCAUGCAAGAUUUAAAUACACGUCUACGACGUGUCAUCACAGCCUAUCAAAGAAACUACAAAAAAGAAGAAUUGAAACAACAACAAAAGGCCAAGCUACAAGCUUUGGUCUCGUCAACGCCGCCACUGUCGGUGCCAACUACGCCCACAUUGCAAUCUAUGCAAAUGCAGAUGCAAAAUACUGCUGGCGGUUCUACAGCUACCAUAUCUAAUCAAGAUCCUGGUAGUCGUAGUUUACAAUCGCUGAUACAAAAUAAUAAUAGUACAUUAGCGACGGGACCAAGUACUUCGGCUGCUGCUGCCGCCCAAAAUGCCGCUCAAAAUGCUUCAAUACAACAUCAAUUGCAGCAACAGCAUCAGCAACAACAGCAGCAACAACAACAGCAGCAGCAACAAUUGCAGCAGCAGCAACAACAGCAGCAGCAGCAACAACAGCAGCAACAGCAACAACAGGCUAGUGCUGCAGUUGCUGCUCUUACGUCCACACCCAUGCCAACAGCGGCCGACAUUAGUUUAAUGCUGAACAUUUUGAAUACGACCGACGUUAGUCAAUUGGCUAAUUUGGAUAUCAAUAAACUGGCCAUGUACUUGGUUAGUAUGAAUAAUAAAAUGGAACGUCAGGGUAAAAUGGAAAUAGCUGCCCGUGAACGUGAAAUGCAACGUUUGCAGUGUAUACCCAAAAAAUGGAAUCGUCGUGAGGAAUAUGAAUUUUUGCGUGUCCUUACCGGUUACGGUAUAGAUCUUUUGCCACCCUCUGCCUUAACGCCGGGCCUCACUACGCUCUCGCCCGAUUGGACUAAAUUCAAACAAAUGGCCCAUUUGGAAAGAAAAAGUGAUGAGACUUUAAGUGAUUACUAUAAAGUAUUUAUAGCCAUGUGCAAGAGACAGGCAAACGUUAAGUUGUCCGAAAAUGAAAAGGGCUUAGAAGGCAUAAUUGAAGAUAUUAGUGAAGAUCAUGCUAAAUUAAUAUUAGAUCGUUUGGAAUUGUUGUCCAAACUGAGAGAAAUUUCCAAACAUCCUCAAAUGGAAGAACGUUUGAAAUUGUGUAUGGUGAAUGCUGAUACCCCCGAUUGGUGGGAGCCUGGCAAACAUGAUAAAGAACUCAUAGCGGCCGUACUAAAACAUGGUCUAUACCGAUCGAAAACAUUCAUAUUCAAUGAUCAUACAUUUUCUUUUGCCGAUUCUGAGAACAGAUUCUUGCGUGAAUUGGAGGCUCAAAUGCAACGCUCUAUAAAAUUGGAGGCCUUAAAUGCUGAGAAAUUAGCAGCAGCUGCCGCAAAACAAUCAUCGGUUAAAGAUGAGAUAAUCGACUUGGAUGAAGAACUCCUAACGAAGGAUAGUUUAAUUAAAAAGGAAAAUUUCUCGCCUGUUAAAACAGAAGUCAAAACCGAAUCACUAUCAGGCGAUAUAAAAUCGGAAUUAGCUAAAAAGGAGCCUGGUGAAGAGGACGAGGAAUUGAAGCCAGAAGAUUUAAAAACUAUCAAGGAGGAUAUUGAAACCCAGGAUUUAACAAAGGAUGAAGAUGAUGAAGUAUUGGUUAAGGAAAAGGUAAAGGAAUUAGAAUCUGAAAAAGAAAACACUGAAGAGGUUGAAGAAAAAGUACAAGAAAAGAAAACAGAAGAUGAAGAUGAACUUAAAAAAGAGUUAUCUAAAGAGAAACUUGAAGCCAUGGAGGUAGACAAAGAUGAUUCUACCACAGAAGAUUUAAGUAAAUCUAGAGAUGAUGAUAAAUCAUCAGAGGAUGGUAACACAACUUUAGAUCUAACAGAAACUAAAGAUGAUAAGCAAAACUUAGAAAAUGAAGCUAAAUUGGCAGACAAGAAAGCUGAAGAAGAAGAAGAGGUGGUAUGUCUGGAAAAGGAAAAAAUUAAAACCGAUGAAAAUACUACAGAACCAGACACAGAUUCGGUUAAAACUACUGAAGCCGAAUGUAAAGAAGCAAGUGAGAAGGAGGCCGAGAAAUCGGUUAAACCUAAAGAUGAUGAUGAUAUGCUUGAUCUAACAACUGCUACCACCGGAUCCAAUGAUCCCGAUGACGAAGAGGUUAUGAAGGAAAAAGAAAAGGCCGUCGAAGAAGAAUGCAAAAAACAAGCCGCCGACCUAAAAGCCAGAUUCCCCGACUUGGAAGUCAUACAGCCAGGUGCUGCCAAACAGAAACAAGAAAAACCCAAACUAGAAAUUAGCAUAAGUUGGUUUAAAGAUUUCGCCUUGGAGAGGCGUAUCUAUCACAUUGUUUCCUGCAUUGACUCGGGCAAAUGGCCAGUUGAUACCACAUACUCAGCCUUGGUGGGUUGCAAAGGCAUUGAACUGAACAUAGGCUUACACGAAGCCAUACCCCAUCUCAGUGUGGCGGUAGAAAAACGUUCUACCACCCCCGAUGUCAUCACCAUUACAACAGAUCAUGGUGUUACCAAACAUUUGUCCACAUCUCAAAUGCAACAAGUUGUUGCUCCAGCUAUUUCCAAUGUGACUACUGCGACAAUAGUCUCGACAAAUGUGCCAGUGGCCACAAUCAAUACAACAAGUACCUCUGCCAAGUCCUCGUUGUCUUUGUCAACGUCAACGAUGGCGCCCAUAACUACAUCCUCCACCCCCUCAUCUCUGCCAGCCAUGUCGUCGGCUACUACAGCCUCUUCAGCAGCUGCUGCGGCCGCCGCUGCUGCUGCUGCAGCCGGUUUGGGUGGCUUAGAUGCCAACAGUUUCAAUGCGGCCAUGGCUGCUGCUGUGGCAGCAGCUGGUGGCAAUGCUAGUGCUUUGAGCGCUUUAUUGCCCGGCAUGUCUUUAACUUCUUUGCCCGGUUUGAAUAUACCCAAUUCUGGCAGUCCUGUGCCUAGCAACAGCAAUAAUACAACAACCACAAAUUCGGGUAAAAAACGCAAGCGUCAUAUUGCCAUCGAUGUGGAAACGGAACGGGCCAAACUGCAUGCUCUACUCAAUAGUGCCCAGACCUUGGCUCCUAAAGAUUGGGAAACAGAAAUUGCUAAUAUGACAGCAGCUGCCGCGGCAGCCUCAACUGGUGUUAGUACCUCUUCCAGACGUCCCUCGUCUGCGGCUUCCCCUGCAGGCAAUUCUUCUCUGAGUAGUGCAUUGCAACCACCGCCAGCUCAUCAGCACGCUCCAUUGUCACGUCAAAACUCGGGUCAGUUUAGUAAGCCCGCUGUACCACCACUUAAAACCCCACCACCCUCUUCAAUGGGAGGAGCUAUGGAUUUGUCUUCAAGCUUUUUUAACAUUUCCAGCUUACCAAAAAUGAAUAUGGCUGAUAUUAUGAAAUCGGCAUCUUCUUCGGGAGCAAUAGAUUUAAGCGAGGUACAAGAUUUCUCAAUGAGUUCGAAAAAGUUGUCUUCAGCUUCCUCUUCAUCAACAAGCUCAUCAUCGACAGCCAAUACUUCAAGCAUACAUGCAGCUUUAAGUUCCGCCUUCCCCUCAAUGGCCAGUAAAGGAGGAAAACUGGAUGAUACAUUAAAUAAACUAAUGAAGAAAAAUAAUUGCACUAUCGAAGAGCCUGUAGUUGGCAAGGAGAAGAAACGCAAGAAGUUAGAUGAAAUCGUUUUGGGAUUAUCUGCUGCCAAGGAACAGAAAACCUUCCCCGAUCCUUCGUUGCCCUCCUCUAAGAAGCCACAAAUACCACCUAGUGUUUCCGUAACACCGGCCAAUAUACCAACGUCUAUGUCUUCACAACAACAACAAAAUCAAAAACCUUUUACUAUCACUGUUACGACAGUGCCUGGAAAAGGUAAAGGUAGCUCGUCAUCAUCUUCGGCCGGACAAUCUACUUCGACUUCAUCGUCAUCAUCGGCCAACACAGGACUAUCAGCUUUACAAAGUAUGGCUGGCAUGGGUGGUCUUUCGGCCAAGGAUAGUUUGAAUGCUUUAUUAGCGCAAACAAUGGCCACAGAUCCGCAGACGUUCCUUAAGCAACAGCAAAAGAUGAUGCAAUGUUUGCCACCAGCCCAACGUAAACUUUAUGAAAGUAUGUUGGCUGACAUGGAACAGGCUAUGAAAUCCAAUAAAUAUGGUUCUCCUCACGAAGCCAAGGUAGACAAAUGGCUAACUGAUGUCAACUCUCCCUUAACCAUGGACUAUACAGGGGCAGCUUCAGCCAGUAGUGCUAGUAGUAGUAAUACGUCCAGUUCAAACAGUCGUAGAUCUAGUCGUCAACAGCCUUCGACACCCUCACAACAAUCGUUGUCAGCCUCUCAGAUGUCAUCGUCAAAAUCCUCUAACUCUUCGUCGCAUAGUCAAUCUCACCAACAUCAGCAACAGCAACAACAACAACAGCAACAACAAUCUUCCAUGUCAGGACCACCACCAGGUCUGACUGGAGACGAGCCAGUUCCGGUAAUAAAUAAACAAACUGGCAAGAGAUUGGCAGGCAAUAAGGCACCUCAACUAAAGAGAUUGAUGCAAUGGCUUACUGAAAAUCCCAAUUAUGAGGUCGAUCCCAAGUGGUUGGAACAAAUGCAAAAUCCGAUGUCUGCUCCUUCUCCCAAACCUAUGGAAACUAGUUAUUCGUCUAGCAGUAAAUCUCAUACUGGCCGACCUUCCUCCACCUCCAGCAAUGCCUCCUCCGGCAGCCACUCGAAUUCCCAGCAACAGUCUUCGUCACAAUCUUCCUCUAACUCUAGUUCCUCGAAGAAGUCCUCUAGACAGUCUGCCAUGGAUCAGGCUAAUGCUGCCAUGCAAUUUGGUUCAUUGGCUGGUAUAAAUCCCAGUCUUUUGGCCGGUUUACCCAAUUUGGGAGGUUUCGAUCCUAAGAAUCCUCUUUCGGCCUUCGAUCCCAAAAAUCCUUUAUUGUCUAUGCCGUUUGCUGGAAUGCCUGGCAUGGGUAACAUACCGGGUUUGGGUAAUCUAAACAACAUGAACUUAUUCGCCAGUUUGGCGGGUAUGGGAGGUUUAGGUAAUUUAGCUGGCAUGGAUACACAAUCUUUAGCCGCACUUAUGGCUGCAGCUGGACCUGCUUUAAGUGGUUUAGGCGGGGUGACGGGUUCCUCCUCAAACAGCGGUUCGAACAGUAAAAACUCGUCCCAAUCGAACAGUUCAUCGAGUAAAAAGAGUAAGAAUGAUCAACAGGCUCAACAAAAUGCUGCAGCCGCCGCUGCUGCCGCGGCAGCAAUGGGAGCUACAUCUUCUUCGGGCGGUAAUAACUCAUCUUCUGGAUCAAAUGCUAAGAAUUCUGCGGCUGCAGCAGCAGCUUCAGCUUCCCAAUUGGCGGCUGGUUUCCCCUUCUUAUUUGCCAAUCCUUCUCUGCUGUACCCACCCAUGGGUAUGAGUGGUUUAAAUCCCUACUCGUUGGGUUCCACCGGCUUGGGUUCGGCCUAUGAUCAAUUGGCCCAACAGUAUUUGAUGAACGGAGCCUCUUCAGCCGGUUCCACAUCCACCACACAAUCAAAGGCCCAUCAAUCACAGUCAAAAUCAUCCAACUCCCGAUCAUCAGCCUCAUCGGCGGCGGCCUCUUCGGCUGCCCAGGCAGCAAAUCUAAUGAAUGCCAUGGCUGCCAGCAUGUCUGGUUCCAGUGGUCAAGGUUCUAGCUCAACGCAAUCGUCUUCAUCUCGCGGUAGACAGUCUUCGGCCAGUAGAGCAGCUGCACAAGCCUCAGCGGAAAUGGCUCAAUUGUCCAAUCUUUUAUUGCCUCCUGGUGAUGCUCAGCUAUUGGAAUCAUUCUCCAGAAUGGCUAAUAUGGAUUUGGCUCAGGCCACUAGAUUAAUGAACUCUUUAGGCAUGCCUCCCAUAACGGGAGCUUCGACGUCCUCCUCAAAUACUGUAAGUGAGAAGAGAUCUUCGAGUUCAGCAGCCUCAAAUGCUGCAGCCGUAGCUGCUCAACAGGCUGCCAAGGAACAACAAAAACUAAUGGAACAAUUGGCUAGAGGUCAAUUGCCUACCGAUUUAGCAACACUACAAGCCUUGUCCCAGGGCAAACUGCCACCCUCUAUGACAGGCGCUUCCGGCAAUUCUUCAAGUAAUACCUCCUCUUCCAAUUCAUCCUCCAGCAAAAGUGCAAAGGCAGCGGCCGCCGCUGCUGCUGCAGCUGCUGCCGCUUUACCACAAAUACCUGGCAUGCCAGCCGAUUUCAGUCAAGCCUUUUUGGCAGAAAUGGCGGCUCAGGCUAUGGCAGCUGCUGGUAGCUCAUUGCCUCUCACCGGUCCAGGUUCCCUGGCCAGCUUAACCGGCAGUUUGGCUGGUCUUACCGGAGGCUCCUCAACUAGUACCAGCUCUUCAUCAUCCUCAGCCUCGAAGAGACAAAGAGAUCAAGAUGCUUUAGCCAAGGAUGCCUUCCAAAAACAAAUGGACUAUUAUACCAAACAAUUGGGCUUGGGAUCAGGCAUUUCCCUAAUACCCACUUCGGCAUCGGCUACUACUCCCUCCUACUCGAGCACCUCGUCUUCUCAAGAUGACCAUCACAAGUCGAAGAGACAACGUACUACUGACACGUCAUCCUCCCUAAAAGAUGACUUAAAUACCGCAGCUGCCUUGGCGGCCGCAGGAUUCCCUAUGAAUCUUGGUGGGGGCAUGACAAGUAUAGAGAAAUCCAUACGAGGCUCAUCCUCAUCAUCAUCUAACCAACAGCCCGAGGCCGAUAAGGUGACCUUAACACCUUUGAACUCGGCAGGCAUAGCGGCUAAUUUACCCUCACAAACGACCAUAACAAUUGCACCUCCAAUUAGUUCGGGUGCCAGUUCGAGCAGUGAACGUUCCGAACGUAGUGAAUCUAGAAUAUCGUUGACAAUUACAAAUGCGGCGGAGGCUGCUAAGAUGCCGCCACCCUACGAGGAAGCCGAUGAACUGAUAAUACAACCAAUACUCAAAAAACCCGCACCAGCUCAAUCGCAAUCACAACAACAACAAAAUCCAUCCACAUCCACCUCACAAAUACCCACCUCGACUGCAAAUACCAGCACAGCCAGCGCAGGUUCACACAGCGGUAGCAUAGAAGAUUUAGCAACAGAGUCCGGCAACAAUACUUCAGCUUCGUCGAACAACGAAGAGACACGCAGGUCUUCGGGUCGUCUAAAACGUCCACGUUCCGGUGCCGAUCAUUCCCUCAUCAGCGAACAGCCACCCGAGAAACGGCGAGAGUUGAGAUCCACACGUCACACACGUCAAUCGUCAUCAGGUAGUGCCGACAAUUCCCUAAAUCUGUCCACAAGUAGUGAAAACGAAGAAAAACCAGAAUGAGUUUUAAGGCGCUUAAGGCGCACAUCUCUAAAUAAAUAGUAGGAAAUUAUUGUUAAAGGAUGCCAGAGGAGAAAAUUAAAAUAAGCAAAACAAAAUAGAAAUUGCCUAUAAGCAAUUUCCUGCAAUUGGGUUGGGAGAGCGAAACAAACAAAAACAUGCUGCUUUAAAACAAAGAAAAGGGGACACACAGAACGUUAAUUAAUACACAGCUGCUUAGUAGCAUUAAAAAGAGAAAAAAGUUUCUUUUUAUUAGUUUUUAGAGAAACACAAAACAAGAAGAGUAAAAACCAUUAAUUAUAAACUAAGAGUAAAUAUCAGAGAAAGACUCUUUAUAAAAGUAUAAAUAAAUAAAAUAAACUUCGAAAGCAAGUAAAAAAUAUUAAAAAAAAAACAAAUAUUCAAAAGUGAGUUUAGUUUAGUUCUUAAAAUUAAGCUAUAAAACAAACAAACAACCAAUCCCCUCCCCCUCUAGUUAUUAAUAUACUAUACAGUUUUAAAAUUAAAACAUUUUUACGCUAAAAUAAUUAAUUAAUUAAUUCAAAAAUACAUACAAUUCAAAAAAAGAAAAAUCUACAAAAAAAUCUAUAUAUUUUUUUUUAAUUUUGUAAUAUACUAUAUAAGAUAUAAAUUCGUUUAAAUUGUUUUUUAUUUCUUAUUUUAACGUUUUAUUUUAUAUUUUUAUUUUAAAUAAUUUUACUCAUUUUAACAACACAACACACACACACUAUUUAGAAAUUAUAAUUAUACAACAAUUACAAAAACACAAUUUUAAGAGAAGUUUUAAUGUUUUAUUCUAAUAACAAACACUAUCCAAAAAGAGAUCCAAUAGCGUCCUAUUCAUUUUAAAAACUGUGAUAUUUACUUGUACUCAAAUUGCUAAAUUAUUGCUGCUUUAGUAAUACUUCCUACAAGGAAAUAACACUAGUUUUUUUCUCUUGAUAUAAGGUACGUUUUAAAAAGAAAUUAUAUAAAUAUAAAUUUAUUUUAAGUUUAACCAUGCUAAAUUUAACUUCAUUUUGAAAUUUUACAAUUUGCUGCUGUGAUUUUCAUUAACAAGUUAUUGCUAGCAUUUAAAUUUAAAUAAAUUUAUAUUUAUUGUUACUUCUUUUUUUUAUUUCUUAUUUUAAUGCAACAAUUACUUUUUUUUUGAUAUACAUAUAAAAAAAAUUAUAUUCGUAUUUAUUCGAUUAUCACUUGUAAAAUUAUUAUUAUUAUUAUAACUACUAUUAAAUCGUAAAAACAACAACAACAACAAAAUCUGUAAUAAAACACACAAAAAUAUACAAAUUAUUUUCAUAUAUAACAAAUGAAAUGAUAACAAAAAAAAAUCAUAAUAUUGGCAUUUAUUUCGUAGCAUGAGGAGAGAAAUUAUUAGGUUUGAAAUUAUGUUUGCAAUGUUGAAAUGACAGGAUUAAGUUUUAAUGUUCUGCCACUGAAGCGCACGAUUUUGAGGUUUAAAGCCAGAAAUUUAUAUGACGCCGAAAUUGAAUAGGUCCGGAACGUUUCAAGUCUGAGAUAAAAUGGAAAGAUCUAAUGUUUUGCCACUGAGGUGGCGAUUUUGAUGUUUAAAGUAAGAAAUUUAAAAGGCGUCGUAAUUGAAAAACUGUCUAUGACCAAGCUAUUUUGUUCGAAUUUAUAUUUCAUUCAGAGGGUGUGAAAUAGGAAUUCACCCCCCCCCCCACAAAAAACCGAAAAGUUUUCAUAUAAAAAAUGGAAAAAAAAGAAAAUGUAGAACAAAUUUUAAUUCACCACCUCCCCCCUCCAAAUGGUUGACUAAUAUGGAAAUUUGUAUAUUAACUAGUGGACUGCUGUAUUUGCCUUUUUGAAAUUUACAGGCCUGUCACAGAAUUCCAUUCCGAUCGAAAGUGGAAUUAUUUCCGUAUUUUGCUUCUUCAGAAAAAGUUAAACGAAAAUUUCUUUCGGAAUGAAACCACUUUCAGUUUUCAAAGUGGAAUUGAUAUUUCUUUAUAAUUAUUGGUUUUUCUAAAUUUUUUAAUCAAUUUCUAUACCAAACGCUUCCCUUUUGUUUUAAUAUAAAAAACGCUUUCAAAUUCAAAUCAGAAAUAUAGAAUUAUUAAAUAUUUUUGGAAUUAAUAAAUUACCUAAAUCGAAAUCGAUCGGAAUAAAAACUACGGCAUUGAAACCAUUCCGAACAAAAUGUGUGACAGGCCUGUUAGUUGUCUAUUAGUUGGAGCGCCUUUUAUUGUUAUAAGUAGCGCUGUAAAUCACCAUCAAAACAUCAUUCUGAUGCAACCAGUUCACAAAGAUUUUCUGAAUGCAAGGCACAUAUUUAUGAGGUCAAAAGUAUGAAUGUCAUUUGUUCUCAUGAGAGCGAUUUACGUUUUAGGUUUAUAUAAUGCUCACAUUUUGUGGCCCAUAUAAUUGACAAAUGGAUUCGUUUUAAAAACGUAAACAUUACACAUAUUCGGUUUACAGAACACGGGGGAACAUUGUAAUCAUUUAUCAAUAUGUCUGAAAUUAUGUUCAGGAAUAUCAAAAACAAGAUUAUCGGGGUUGUCAUAGAAUCCAAUCAUGGUCGGAAUCGGUUUUGAAAACGACAAAAAAGAUACAUUUGUCUUGUUAUCCCACGAUAGAAACACCAGCAGCAUCUAAGCAACCUCCCACAGAUAUAAACCGUGAUGAAAUUUGUUUUAAUUAUUCAGUCGUUUUUUAAUUGGUUGAACAAUUUGUAUUCUCAUGUACGUUUAAACCCGAUACCCAUAAUAAUUCCAUUGCAAUUCAAAGUAUAGUUUUUAUUGAUGUUGUAACAGUUCCACUAGUCGGAAAUGUUCGGAAUUUCAAUGACAUUAGUUUUUGAUAUUUCCACGUUGAAAGACUAUUUUUGGACGAUAUUUAAAGGACUUGACGUCAGUGAAAAAAAAUAUUUUUUUCAUAAAUUCUUUCUUAUUUCAAUAGUUAAAUCCCUUUGAUUUCAACCAAUCUGCUAACAGGGGGCUAAUUCUCGCAUUCAUAUAUAAAAGAAUUUCGAAUUCUUAGCUUACGAGUAAAAACUUGCUCGCUAUUUAUUUGAUAUCGAAUCAAAGGAAAACAUUAAAAAGCUAGGUCUUUGACAGGAGAGUUUCCGCUCUAUGUAUAUUUUCUCUAUUGGUUUUUGAAAUUCGCUCGUUUUUGAAAUUACCUAUUUGAAGGGAAUCACAAUGGACCUCAAGGUCUCCGAGUGGAAGUGCACACCCCUUCCGAACCUAACUUUGAAAUCACUCAAUUUACAGAACAUAUGAGCAUUUACAUAGAAAGUUCCACCAUGUCCGGAAAUAAAAAUAUUAAUAAACAAAUUAUUUUUUCUAGCAUUAUAUUAUAAAAAUGUAGACAUCAUUGAACUGAAAAGUGAAAAUAUAUUUUUUCUUACUCUUCGCCACAUUUAUUGUUAACAUAUUUAUAUCAUGAUUGCAUUUUCAUCUUAUAAAAUCUUUCUAUCAACAACAAAUUAUUACAAACAAAUGUAGAGGCCGAACAUAACUCUAUUAGAGGUAAAUUUUUCAUAUGAUUUAAUUAAUUCUAUAAAUAUGAAAUUCUUAAAAGAAAUCAAUUCAAUACAUUUGAAGUACAAAUGAAUUAAGCCUAAGAAUUGAUGACUUCAUUAACGGAAUGGUUAAGAGAAAAAUUUAUUUUGCUUUCUAAAAUUAAAUUCUUUCGAACCUUUGGUAAUUGUGCCUAUAAAAUAAUAUAAUAAAUACAAAGAUUUUUGUAGUUCAAGAAGUUUUAAAUUGAAUUUACUUGACUAAUCGAAUUUACAAACAUGAAGUAAAAAUAUGUCGCGUGAUAAAUCCUUAGUCACAUGUCGCGUGACAAAUCAUAUAAAUCCUACUAAAUAAAACCCGUGCAAACAUUUCAACAACUUCUCAAUUGAUAUUUACAUUAUUAUUACAUUUUAAUAUAAAAUAAAAUUCUUUAAUAAAUUUAUGUUUCUAUUCGCCGAUUUUUGCGAGAUCUAUUUUAUUUGUCUCAUUCGUGAUAACAUGUUUAUAAUAUAUUGGAAACAAUUAAUCGACAAAACCUAUAUUUUGCAUAUUUCGAAAAAUGUUAAUAAGAGAAAGAAAUUGUUUAGAUUUUUUUAUUUGUUUCAAUUCAAAGGCUUACGAAUGUCGCGUUCGGGACCGUGGCAAUGCCCAUUUGCGAAAACUUCAUGAUCUUAAUUUGAAAGAUUUAAGUCCAACAUUGAGCAUAUUUACAUUUGGUAUUAAUCGCAGCAAUUUUAUUUCCAUUUUCUUUUAAAAUUGCUUCGAAACUCUUUUCACGUUUACAACUUUUUACGCCUUGCCACUUUAAUAAUAAUUUUAGACAACUAACAACAAUUCAAAAGCAAAACAUGAAGAAUAAGGUUGGUGGAAUAAUUAAUAAAAUUCUACGUAAUAAAAGACCCUGGUGAUAAAUUUUUAUUAAUUUUUUGUUAUUAAAUGUUUAUUCUUCGGUUACCUUUUAAUUUGAACAACUACAAGGAUAUUUUGAAAGUAAACAUGUUCGAACAUUUUCAUUUUCUAAACCAAUUGCAGAGGCAACAACACUUUGUGGAGUACUUUCUGGGUCGAUUAUGGAUGGCAACCAAACUUCAGUUGCGUUGUCCGAGGGCAACCACAAAUUGCCAGUUGCCAUCUGUAGUACCAUUGAGGCAACUGACAAUGCAACUUUAGUUCAAGUGCCAUCCAUAAAGAUUUUUCUACUGCAAUGUCUUAGAACAAAAUAAAAGUUGGACUUAUACAAACUUUAAAAUUAUUGCAUUAUUUUUAUUAGCUCAAUGCUGCUGAGCACUAAAAUAAUGCAAGAUUAAUUACGAAUCAAUUUUUCGUAACGAUAUACUUCCAAUUAACAUUUUUUUGCAUGAAAACUGUCAGAUAAUAACCAGAUAUUAAGAAAAUGGGGAAAAGUCUUUAAUAUUUUUAAAAAUUAAAAAAUCUGUUGAUUUCCUUUGGCUUUUUUUCAAUGCUGCUGAAAAAUACAAAACCUUUGGUAUCACACAAAAUAUGUAAAAACAAAAUUUAAAGUUAUUAGAAAAAAACAUUUGCUAAUCUUUAGAAAAUAAAUAAGAAUUUUUAACAAAUUGUUUUCAAAAAGGCUGCUGUGAAACAAUUCAAAACAGUUUGUUAAGGAAUCUUAUGUUCACCUUAAAAUAACUAUUAAAUAUUAAGUAUAAAAUUAAAACAAAACUUUAUAAAGCGCUUAUAAAAUUAGAAAAUAUAAAAAAAAAUAUUCUCUAAAAAAAAACCAAUAAAACAGAAAAAUAAAACUCUGCAUGCUUAUUAAUAAAUUAUUCUAUAAAUAUCAAAACUUUAAUUUUAAAUAUAAAAACAAAUCCAUAAAACAUUUCUUUUAAAAAAAGCACAAAAAUAAAAAAAUAAAUAUAUUUUCUUAAACAAAAAGGAAACAUAAAAAAUAAUUUUGUAAAUAAAUAUUUGAUUAAAAACAUUUAAAUUUAACAAUUGGACAAUUAACCAAGUAAGUGGCUAAUUUUAUUUUGUUACAUUACAAAUUAACUAAAAAUAUGAAAAUUAAUUAUAUGUAAUUUGAUUUUCUUUUUUUACAAAACACAUACAUCUCUGCUACCCGAAACCAACAACAAAAAAUUAUAGAAUUUAUCUUUAUAAAACUCAAAAAAUAAAAAAAAAACAACCACCACAAAAUAAAUAGUAAUUCAUAAUAAAUUUAAACAUAAAACCUGUUGCUUCAUUAUUAUAAAACAAACAAAAAAAAAAUAAUUCAUAACAUUUAUACAUAAAAUUAUAAAAACAAUUAUUUUUUAAUCUUUCAGCAAAUUAAUAAAAAUAAAUAAACAAACAAUACAUGCUCUGUUACCAACCAUAAUUAUACAAAACAUUAACAAAAUAUAAAUAAAAUAAAAAUUAUAAACAUUUUUUGAAAAAAUAAAAAAAAAAUAACAGAACUCUCCAUUUAAAUAAAUAAAAAUAAAACAAAUUAAGUAUGAACAUUUAUUACAUCAUUAUUUUUUUUAAUAAUUACUAUUUAAGUAUAAGUAUGAUUUAAUUAUUAAAACAAACAACAACAACUAUUACUACAACAAAUGAUAUUGAAUUAUAUAUACAACAACAAAACAAAAUAAAAAAAAAUGUAUAAAAAAAAA